AAUGGUUACAUCAAGCAGCCUCCCUGACUGACCCCCGCGGAGCAUUCUCCUCUUCUCCACUAUGCCGUAUAACACUCUACUCCACCUCAGCAUUCUCCCACCCAGUUAAAGCAAAAAAAAAAAAACUGUUUCUAACCUCACUCCUCACGGUCGUGUUUCUUUCUUCUUCUUCUUCUCAGUUCUCCCCUAACCUCGCGUCCCCGCCCAACCUCCAUCUCUCUCAGCCGUGCGCCGCCACACACACCAGUCACCACCACCAAUCAAACCUCCAUAUAUCCUGUAGUUCUCCUUUCUUUGAUUUUUUUUAUUGAACAACAGAAGCUGAGAAAGAGAAAAUGAAAUUGAAGGUUUGAAGUUAUUACCAUCUGGAAGUAACACUUCCUGUUUGUUAGUGAAAGAUUAGAGUUGAAGAAAGAUGCUAAGGAGAAGGCUUUCUGUUCUCUCAACUUCAAUCAUCAGAAGUUCGACUCAUAACAAAUCCAUUCUCGGAUAUCCGUCUAUCCAAUUUCAUCCCUUGCAGCUCCCUCACUCUCUCAACGUUUUUGCCACAUUUAAUCCCAAUGCUCGCCCAGAUUUUCAAGGUUUUAGAGCUUACAGUCUUCUGGCCUUGAAUGAUCUGAGAGAUAAUGUUCCCCGAAAACAGAAGACAAGGAAAGGUCGUGGUAUUGGAUCUGGAAAGGGAAAGACUGCUGGGAGGGGUCACAAAGGCCAGAGAGCCAGGAAAGGUUCAAAGUUGGGGUUCGAAGGAGGCCAAACCCCUCUUCGCCGUAGGAUGCCCAAACGUGGUUUCAAGAACCCAUUUAGCCUCACUUUUCAGCCAAUAGGUUUGGGAAAAAUUGCAACGUUUAUCAAUGCAGGCAAGAUAGAUUCUUCUGAAUUGAUCACAAUGAAAACACUCAAGGAUGCAGGGGUACUUGGGAAGCAAAUUAAAGAUGGAGUAAGAUUGAUGGGGCGUGGUUCUGAGAAAAUCCAAUGGCCAAUUCAUCUUGAGGUGACAAGGGUCACUGUCAGGGCCAAGGAAGCAGUUGAAGCGGCUGGUGGAUCCGUCAGAAAGGUGUAUUACAAUAAGUUAGGCUUUCAGGCACUGUUGAAGCCCGAGUGGUUUGAGAAGAAAGGAAGAUUGUUGCCUAAAGCAGCUAGACCUCCUCCAAAGCAAAAGGAUAAAGUUGAUAGCAUUGGACGACUGCCUGCCCCGAAGAAGCCAAUUCCAUUUUUAGUUGAAGGAAGCAAGGAUCUUCUAGUAGGUCAGCUCAGUUAAAUAACUAACAUGUUUAGUACUCUUUUUUCUGGAAUUUGUAAUUUUUUGUAAGCGGUUUGCCCUAAAGGUUUUUAUACAGUUUCUCACAAUAUCCCGGUAGUUCAUUCCUAAUAGAUAAAUUAAUUUCAUUUGGGACAAAUGAAAUGAGGAAAUCUUGUUUUUUUAUGUAAUUUCUUUUCAAGAAACUAGUGUUGAUCACUCAGCUGAACAGAACUAAUUUUUGUGUGUGCUGGGAGGAUGAUGCUAGCCUCUUCAAUAAUGAAAAAUGGCUAGAACUAUUUCACCUUUCUUUUUACAUUUGUGUAA
This is a messenger RNA of Medicago truncatula (barrel medic), 1564 nucleotides long. Its product is annotated as 50S ribosomal protein L15. The transcript is spliced from 5 exons. Gene Ontology annotation, molecular function: structural constituent of ribosome. NCBI's taxonomy places the organism in Eukaryota, Viridiplantae, Streptophyta, Magnoliopsida, Fabales, Fabaceae. Gene Ontology annotation, cellular component: mitochondrial large ribosomal subunit. Gene Ontology annotation, biological process: translation. The record is from RefSeq and is a predicted model, not a curated record. The coding region runs from base 416 to 1258 and encodes 280 amino acids.